Parathielavia appendiculata is the source of this 909-nucleotide messenger RNA. Its product is annotated as kinesin light chain. Bases 376 to 861 code for a protein of 161 amino acids. The transcript has a single exon. The record is from RefSeq and is a predicted model, not a curated record. Gene Ontology annotation, molecular function: protein binding. NCBI's taxonomy places the organism in Eukaryota, Fungi, Ascomycota, Sordariomycetes, Sordariales, Chaetomiaceae.
UGAAUCCCUCUUUUGCAGCCCGAACCAUUUGGAACGAGCUAAUUUUAGCACCAGCCUUCUCGGCGCUAAGCGGCAAGGCUGGGCCAACCCUCAGAAGUCUCCUGUGCCAUGGAAGCCAUCGCCACCGAUCGUUCCGGUGGAUCGUGCCCAGCUGCCGGCCCGGUUGCUGCGGCUUUCGGCCUCGGCUGAAGAGUCGGCGCAUUCUGCCACGGGUGGGAAUGUGCGUCUCAGUCCGUCAGGUCGUGAUCCGGGAACUUGGAUCCUCGCGCUUAGGCCCACCUUCGAACCCCACCAGAGCGGGUGGAUCACGACCUGACGUCGACGUACCGGAACCAGGGCCGGUUGGAGGAGGCCGAGAAGCUGGAGGUACAGGUGAUGGAGACUCGCAAGACGAAGCUCGGGGCCGAUCAUCCCUCGACGCUGACCAGCAUAGGCUACCUGGCGUCGACAUACCAGGGCCAGGGCCGGUGGGAGGAGGCCAAGAAGCUAGAGGUGCAGGUGAUGGAGACGAGCACGACGAAGCUCGGGGCCGAUCAUCCCUCGACGCUGACCAGCAUGGCCAACCUGGCGUCGACGUACUGGAACCAGGGCCGGUGGGAUGAGGCGGAGGUACUACAAGCCAAACAACUUGAACUGUGUUCGAUGAAGCUAGGUCAACGGCACCCCGAUACUCUGAUCAGCAUGAAGAAUCUAGUCUUUGUUUGGAAGGGCAUGGGUCGCCACGAAGAUGCUCUUGGCCUACUACAAUCUUGCUCUGAUCUCCGGCAACAGGUGUUAGGCGCAAGUCAUCCGUACACGGCGUCUACGCUGUCAACUCUGAAGGCAUGGCGAAAGGAGAACGAACAGGGGCCAGUACAGUAGUCUCAAUUAUUGUGAUGAACAACGCGUCAAUUGAUUCUAUUCUCUUCC